Molecule: messenger RNA, 504 nt
Organism: Tauraco erythrolophus (red-crested turaco)
Lineage: Eukaryota; Metazoa; Chordata; Aves; Musophagiformes; Musophagidae
Gene: TNFRSF17
Product: TNF receptor superfamily member 17
Biological process (GO): tumor necrosis factor-mediated signaling pathway
Molecular function (GO): signaling receptor activity
Source: RefSeq, a predicted model, not a curated record
AUGGCGCACUGCCCCAAAAAUGAAUACUUUGAUAAUUUACUGCUCUCUUGUAAGCCUUGUCAUCUUCGAUGUUCUAGUACACCGCCGCCUUCAUGUGAAAGCUACUGUGAUAAGGGUACUGAUUCAAGUGGAGUUCUUUGGAUUUGUUUGGGCUUAGGAGUAAUUUUAAUGCUCACUCUGUUCACCUUAAUGGUCUUGUUUAAAAGGACGCACCUAAAGCAACUAAAAGAAAAACUGAAAAACACAGGCUCUUCUGUGGAGCUGAAUAACAUUCUCAAGGCUAAUACUGAAGGCAGUGUGAGUACAGAAGGAAUUAGACACUCACUUCAAAGUGAAACAUUAAUGUAUUCAGUGGAAGAAUGCACUUGCAGUGACUGUGGCUUGGUAAAACCUCAGACUGGCUUUGAAACUUCAUUUCCAUUACCAGCUACAGAAGAAGGAGCUACGGUUCUAGUUACCACAAAAUCUUUUGAUUACUGCAACUAUAUUCUGGGUGCUGAGUGA